GGAGGAGGGUGUGUUGUUCUAUCACUGCAGCAUCAGCAGAGAGGAAAGGGGCACAAUCAAUUUCAUAGAGAAGAGGAAGAAAAGGCACAAGUAGAUAAGGAAGAGAGGGGGGAAAAGGGACGCAAGGAGUUGCCAGAGGAAAGGAACAUCACUGUGAAGAGAGGAAACCAGCAGGAGGGCGUGGACCUGACCUAAAGAAGGGAAAAAAAAGAGAGAGAAGACAAGAGGGACCAAAGACGUACGACGCAAAGCCGAGGCCUCCUGGAAACAUAGCCUCACACUUGCUCUGCACGAGUGUGUGUGUGUGUGAGGUUGCCCUCUGUGCACAUUUUACUGUACGCGUGUGUGAGCAGGUGGGACUUUGAUGGGACAGUGAGCAAUGCCUCACACGCAGCGACAGCAGGUUGGCAGUAGGGGGCAGUGCUCCUCACACCUCCUCCAACUCCUCCUCCUCCUCUCCCUUGCUGCCCAGCCCAGCCAAGCAGCCAUAGACAUACCCUCCAACUACCACAUAAGUAAUCUCAAGAGGCCUCCAAUGAUCACCACACAGCCGGAGUCUGUCACUGUCUUUAGUGUUGAAGACCUCGUCAUGACCUGUGAAGCCAUCGGCAACCCUUUACCCAUUUUCCGAUGGACAAAGGAUGGAGAGGAGUUUGACCCCAGCAGUGACCCAGAGCUGAAGGUUUCCGAGCGCUCUGGCUCAUCUGCAUUCUACACACUGAGUAAUUCUGUGGACACCCUGAGGCAGUACCAAGGCAAAUACGUCUGCUACGCAUCCAAUGAGCUGGGGACAGCCGUCUCUAACGAGGCCAUACUCAACACUGAUGCUCCCCCAACCCAGCAGAAAGAAAAAAAGGUUAGUUUGAAGGCUGAAGAGGGAAACAGUAUGGUUCUGAAGUGCAACCCCCCGCAGAGCUCUAUGGAGCCUAUCAUUCACUGGAUGGACUGGAGGCUACACCAUAUCCUGCUGAGUGAGCGGGUAGUAGUGGGGAAGGAUGGCAACCUCUACUUUGCCUAUUUGACAACUGAAGACAGCCGGGAUGACUACACCUGCAAUGUCCAGUACCUUGCAACUCGAACCAUUCUGGCAAAGGAACCCAUCACUCUUACUGUCAACCCCUCCAACUCUGUACUGCGGAACAGGAGGCCCCACAUGAUGAGACCUACUGAAAGCCACAGCACUUACCAUGCCCUCAGGGGCCAGACCAUUGAGCUUGAGUGCAUCGUACAAGGCCUCCCAACUCCCAAAGUGUCAUGGCUGAGGAAGGACGGCGAGCUGUUUGAAUCUCGGACCACUAAAGAAAUGUUCAACCGCCGCCUGCGCUUCAGUAAUAUCUCUGAGAGUGACGGGGGCGAGUACCAGUGUAUAGCUGAGAACUCUCAAGGGAAGGCCACACACACUUACUUUGUGACUGUGGAAGCGUCUCCCUACUGGACCAUUGAGCCAGUCAGUCAGUUAUAUGCCCCAGGUGAGACUGUCAAACUAGACUGCCAGGCAGACGGCAUCCCCUCUCCUACCAUCAGCUGGACCAUAAACGGGAUCCCUCUCUCAGCAACCGACAAGGACCCCAGACGUUCUCUGAUGCCGAGCGGAUCUCUAAUACUUGAAGAUGUCAACUUUGGAGACACUGCCAUCUACCAGUGUCAGGCCUCCAACAAGCAUGGAACCAUCCUCACCAAUGCCAACGUCUAUGUCAUUGAGCUUCCUCCCCAGAUCCUUACUGAGGAUGGGAAUCAAUACACAGUUGCAGAGGGCCAGAAGGCUUCACUGGAGUGUGAAACAUUUGGCUCUCCUAAACCUAAAGUCAUAUGGGAGAGCGACAGCACCUCCUCCCUUCUGGCAGAUCCCAGAGUUAACCAACUCACCACCGGGGGGCUUGAGAUCUUUAAUGUCACCCACAACGACAAGGGCACCUACACUUGCUUUGUACUGAACAGCAACUUGUCUGUCAGUGCCGAACUGGAAGUGCUCAACAGGACAGUGAUCCUGUCACCUCCACAGGCUCUGAAGGUGCAGCCUGGAAACACAGCAAUCUUCACUUGCCAGUCCCUUGUUGACUCCAAACUCAGCUCUCCAUCCAUUCAGUGGAAAAAGAACGGCCAGAAUCUCUCUGAGUCCCACAGUGAUGAAAAAUACACAUUUGAUGGAUCAGACCUGAUAAUAGCUAAUGUGGAACCAGGGGAUGAAGGUGUGUACACCUGUCAGGUCAUCACUAAGCUGGACUUGGCUGAAGCCAACAGCACCCUCACGUUAUGUGAUCGUCCAGACCCUCCUGUCCUCCUCCAGAUCACUGACCCUAAGCAUCGUGCAGUCACCCUCAGCUGGACUCCUGGAGACGACCACAACAGCCCUGUGCUAGAGUAUGUGAUUGAGUUUGAGGACCAAGCUUUGAAGCAGAGGGGCUGGGAAGAGCUGAAGAAAGUAGGAGGAAAUAAGAAGCGUGCUAGCCUCACUCUGUGGCCCUACAUGUCGUACCGCUUCCGGGUCAUUGCCAUCAAUGAUGUGGACAAGAGCGACCCCAGCAAGCCAUCUGAAAUCCACAACACACCUGCUGAAGCUCCAGACAAUAACCCUGAAGAUGUUAGGAGUGAGUCCACAGACCCAGAUACCCUGGUCAUCACCUGGGAGGACAUGGACAAACGUAACUUUAACGGACCUAACUUCAAGUACCGGGUGCUGUGGAGGCGAGUGGUGGGCAGCGGGCCCAACUGGCACACCAACUACACAACUGCACCACCAUUCACGGUCAAUGACAUUGGCAACUUUUCUGCCUUUGAGAUCAAAGUUCAGGCUGUCAAUGAGGAAGGGGACGGACCUGAACCAGACCCUGUCAUUGGCUACUCAGGAGAAGAUUUUCCAUUGGAGGCGCCAAUGGAUGUUGGUGUUGUACUAAUGAACAGCACUACCAUCAGGGUGACCUGGGCAGCAGUAGACAAAGAGACGGUCAGAGGACACCUGCUGGGAUACAAGAUCUACUUGACCAGAACCGGCUCCAGGGGCCACCACCGAGGCCGGAGGGCCAAGGAGUCAGAGAGCACUGUGGUGGUGGAGACUGGGGCCAACGAAGAGAAGAAGGUGAUCAGUGAUCUUAGACCGUACUCCCACUAUACCCUGGCCGUCACUGUGUUCAACAGCAAGGGAGAGGGACCCCCCUCAGAGCCGCUGUCCUUCAAGACUGAAGAGGGAGUACCUGGUCCCCCCACGUCCCUGAUGCUGGACAGCCCGUCAGAGACAGAAAUGACCCUUCACUGGACGCCUCCUGGACAGCCCAAUGGAGUCCUCAUUGGAUAUCUACUGCAGUACCAGCAGAUUGUGGAGAGUGAUGACAGCCCCAUGCAGGUAGAAACAAUAGACGACCCCACAGUCACCCACCUCACCCUGAAGGGCCUGGACCGUCACAGCCACUACCGCUUCUAUCUAAGGGGGCGCACUCACGCAGGGGAUGGAGAGCCCAUCAAGAGAGAGGGUGCCACCAUGCUUGAUGGAGCACCUCCUGCCAACAUCACUACAUCUGUGGGGGAAAACUCGGUCAACUUCAGCUGGGUGGCCAAGAAGAGACACAGGAAUGUUAGCUUCCAGAUCUUCUACCUCAACAAAAAUGAUGGCGGUAAUUGGAAGAAGACGGAGAAGGUGAACUCCUCUCAGUCUUUCUACCAACUCCAGGGCCUGACUCCUGGCUCUCAUUAUCGUCUACGCUUCUCCUACAGCAACACCACCUUCUGGGAGACUGACAUCGACACAGAAGGAACAGGAGUGACGGAGGUGCAGCCAAGCUUUGCAACACAGGGCUGGUUCAUCGGUGUUGUGAGCGCCAUUGUGCUGCUGCUGCUGAUACUGCUCAUUCUCUGCUUUAUCAAGAGGAGUAAAGGGGGGAAGUAUUCAGUGAAAGAUAAAGAAGAGGGUCCGAUGGACUCAGAAGCACGGCCUAUGAAGGAUGAGACUUUUGGAGAGUACAGAUCCCUAGAAAGUGACCUUGAGGAGAAACGCACAGCUAGCCAGCCGUCCCUGGGUGAGGAGAGCAAGCUGUGCAGCGAGGACAACCUGGACUUCAACGGCAGCAGUGCCAUAACCACAGAGCUCAACAUGGAUGAGUCUCUGGCCAGCCAGUUCAGUCGGCCCAGCGAGGGGCCGGAUGGGCUCCGUGGCAUACCCGACAACUCCCCGCUCAACCCCAACACCAUCUCCCCAGCCACCAAUGGCAUGCCCAACUCAGUCACCAUCCUCGAUUAACCCCCACAUAUCCACCGCGGACCAUCAGACCAAAACAUCUCAACACAUGUGCCCAUACGCUCCUGCUCCCUACUGACUUGCUCUUGAUCUGUAGUUUAACGACUAAUACACAAUCAAUAUAUUGACUAUUCAGAUGCACCUGGCAGUCAUCUGAACGACUGGACUAUUUGACCAAAGGAGUGUCCAAAGUAGUGGACAAUGUGAUACAAGUUUGACUGACCUGAAGAUGUCCUUUGACCCCUACCCCCUCCCCCCCCCACCCUCCUCUAUCUGUGUGUUUACAGCAUAUCUUGAUGACUAACAUUCAUUUCUCUCUCUUUCCUCUCUUUUGUUUCUCUACGCAGACAACUGUAUAGAAAGAUUAAGACAGAAUGUUGUACAGGUAGACAUAUCAGAGGGAUUGUAGGUAUGGUCCUAUAGAGAUGCAGAGUAGUGCAUUGAAAGAGGACGGAGGAGGAUGAUGGUAGAGCCUUGUGUGGGGAAACAGACGGCACAUGCUGCUGUAAAAAGUCUUGAAUCUUAGAAAUUUGUCUUACAUUCAUUAUUUCUCACAUGAUUUUGUAUGUCUAAUGCCAUUUGAUGUCUCAGAUUGUACUUGCCAGUGACAUUUUUUUUUCUUUUGUUAUCUUUUAUUGAUAUUAUCACUUUUUCAUAUUGUUUUCUACAAUAUUUGUUAAACACAUAACUUCUCCUCAUCGUCAUAUUUCAUAGAUCGAAUUGUUUUAAUUGAAACUAAGUAAAGCCAAGUUUCUUACUAUAAAUAACAUUGGAUGCAUAAGGGGAACUUGCUGUGAAAAUGCUGAGUAGCAUCUGGUGUAUAUAGCUGCAUCUACAUCUAUCUAUUUAGCCAUAAUACAGUAUUAUAGAUAUGUACAUGCUCCUUAUAAGUUCCUGUGCCUGCUGGGUUUGCAUAGAGCACCAGAUUGAUGUCAUUACUCUCUCGCCUUCCCACCAGAAGUGUAAUGUCAUUAUUGGAAAUGAUAUUGUAAUUUUUCGUGUCGAGACCUAUGUGUAGCUUUCUGUAUAUGUCUUUGUCUCUUUCUACACUGUAUUAAAAACAUUGUUGUCUCUAAUCAACAAUCUUUUCAUACCUGUCCAUCUCAUACUACACAAAUUGUUUGAGGAGCAGUAUUUAUGUAUAUUUACAGAUCAGAGAGUGGAGUCUUGUGGGCAGGCACUCUCAAGUUUUAUUUUCAGACCCUCAUCAAUGUAAGUUCAUAUUGCAGACAGGCGUUAUGAUUGCCAGUUGAUGUAUAAUAAAGACAAGCAGUUGGUAUUUACAUCAAACACAGAGAAUGUAUUCUUUUUAGAGCUGGGCAGACAUUGUAUUUACAUGCUACUGAUAAAAAAAAAAUCUGACAAGAGUGGUUAUGAGACGAUCUGGAAGGAGUUUCUUUCCCCCCACAGAAUGUAAAUACAACCCUUACAGAUUGUUUUGAUGAACCCAACCAUGUUUGAUAUAAAAAUGUGAAAAUGUGCAGGUUUGAGGCCACUUAACUUUAAAAUGUUGCAAGUUGUCCUUUUUCUUCUUUGUAAUAUUGCUAUGAAUUCAAACUUUCUGUUUUUGACUAAUGAUUGCAGUAAGAUUUGGCUGUUUUAGCAAAAAUAGUUCAUAGUUGAGGAAAAAAAAUAAAAAAAGGGAAAAAAAUCCACAUUGUUCUGUAGAUGUUUGCAAACAUUUCAAAAUCUGAAAAUCUAAAAAGUUGUACAUUAGUGUCAUUUAGUGAUAGUAGUUACAUUACAAUGAAAACUAAGAUUGCGUUCAUGCCCAUAAACAUCCAGCAAUGCAUUGCAGCGCAGUGAAUAUCUGUGGAGUUUUUGUCUCAUGCAGUUAUGAGAGGCAGAGAUGCAGCGAGCCAGUUUGUGCAUACCACAGGGAGUACCUAUAUGCAACGUUGCUGCCUCAGUUCUCUCUAGUCAAAUAAAAGCUUGACUCUGGCCAAACAUCACCUGACAGUCCCUGUGGUAAAGAAUACGGGAUGUCUAUAAAGGCUAGUGGCACUGAAAGAGGUGUGUGUAAGCUCCCCUGUUGUUGGUUAUUCAGACACACUCAGGACAAAUAAAGCUUUUAAAAAAAUCUAUUUUCAUACAGGAGCGGUGAAUGACACAAAAUAUGCCAAUAUUCUAACUUGACUAUCUGCUGCUAAACAUCUGUGUUUGUCAGUGUUCGAGGGCAAAUGUUAGCUUUGAAUGAGGAAUGAGUGUACACACACAGAUACUCACUAGACUGCCAUUCACUCUUUGCUUUUCAUGUGUCGAGGGGGGAAGCUGACAACACUGGCCUUUGCUUUUCAACUGCUGUUUUCCCAGCCCUUUUUUUUUUAAAUAUUCAAAAGAUAAAAGCCUAAAAAAGUGAAUUGGUUCAUUUAGAGAAGCUUCUUCAGAACAGCAGGCAGAUUGUAAACAACAAUGCCUGAGUGGGGAGGGGAGGGGUGAGGGGAGGAAGGAAGUGUGUGUCACUGCCGGAGUGUAGAUGUGCCUCUUUGUGGUGUGUGGGGUGCACAAUUAGCACAAUGGGACUGAUGGUAUCCAUAUGUAUCAUGGAUGAACAACAGGAGUUAGAUGGACUUGUACCACAUAUGGGGCCAAUAAUUGUAACUGCAUUAUGAAUCUACCACUGUAACUGGACAUAUGACUGAAAAAUAAAGUACGUGGAACAAUCUGUAUCAAAAAA
Molecule: messenger RNA, 6905 nt
Organism: Dicentrarchus labrax (European seabass)
Lineage: Eukaryota; Metazoa; Chordata; Actinopteri; Moronidae
Gene: l1cama
Product: L1 cell adhesion molecule, paralog a
Exons: 29
Coding region: 380-4231 (1283 amino acids)
Biological process (GO): axon guidance; cell-cell adhesion
Cellular component (GO): axon; plasma membrane
Molecular function (GO): protein binding
Source: RefSeq, a predicted model, not a curated record